AUGAUAGUGACACAAAUUUUGACAGAUGAUGAGGAUAACAAUAAUACUAACGAUGAUAGUGUACUUGAUUUAAGUUUUAAAAAGAAAUCUUCAAUAAAUAAUGAAAUUAUUCUUAAACAAAAUCAAAAUUUAUCAAGUUUACUAUCACCACCAUCAUCAACAUCAUCAUCAUCAUUUAUGAUAUCACCUAAACAAAAUCAUACAACAAAUAAACGUAUAUUAGAAAUACCAAAUGUAAAAAAAUCUAAACAAACAGGAACAAUACCAUCAAAUAAACGACCACUUCGUUUUCAAUGUAAACAUUGUGAUUAUAAAGCACCAUCAACAUCACUUAUGCAAAAUCAUAUUUAUCGUCAUACAGAUUUAACACCAUAUGCAUGUGCAUAUUGUGGUCAUAAAUCGACAACAAAAUCAACAAUUAUGGUACAUAUUGAACUUUGUCAUCCAAAUAUGGAAGUUAAAAUCAAUGAAAAUCGUGUACGUGAACAAGAUUUUUAUCGUGAUUUAAAUAGUUCAGAAAUAACAUCUUUAUCAAAUCCAAAUACUUCAACAACAACAACAACAACAACAACAACAACACCAACAACAAUAACAAAUGAUGGACCACAAAUAAAGAAACCACGUCGAUCAAAUCAAUAUGAUAGUGAAUCUGAACCAAUAAAUGGUGUUGCUAUAUCAUUAAAAACAAUAGGUGAAGAUGAAAAUGAAUCAUCACAUGCAAGUGAUGAUACAAGUGAAACAGAAAAUCUUGAACCAAUUUUAUUUGAUGAUGAUGAACAACAACAAACAGAUACAAAUAUUUAUGAUGCAUCACCAACAAUGGCUAAACCAUCACUUAAAUUAAAAUUUUCAUCACAACAAAUACCUAUUAUUGAAUCAUCAACAACAACUACAAAAGAAUCAGAUUGUGAUGAUGAUUCAGAAUAUCUUCUUGUUUAUAAUCGUCCUAAACAGUAUUAUGGUUCAUUAUAUGAACCAGAUAAACAGUAUGCAUGUAAAUUGUGUUCAUAUACGACAAAUCAUCGACCAAGCAUGGAAGAUCACGUAUUUGUACACACAGAUGAGAAGCCAUAUAAAUGUGGUUAUUGUGGUGAAGAAAUUUUUACACGUUAUGCAGCAACUUAUCAUAUAAAAUAUAAACAUGCUGGUAUGGCACGUAAUUUUAUUCAGAAUAAAGCAGAUGUAACACAAUAUUAUGUUAAUCGAGCAAAAAGAGAUGAUGAAAAAAAUCAAUUCAAAGUCAUUGAUACACGUCGUGUCAAAGUUCCAACACGUAAUGGAAAAUCAGUAAACAAUCAAAACACUAAAAUUGAAUCACCAAUUGAACGUCCUAUUCAACAUGUAUCUUCACCUAGUCCAUCAAAUGUUGUAUCUUCAACACCUCCACAAACAUCAACAUCAUCUUCAAAUAAUUCACAAAUACCAACAGCUCCACCAGAUUAUCGUUUUUUAUUGGCAUGGUCUUAUUAUUUAGCAUCACAAGCUGCUUGGCUUUCACCUAUGUUACAACAACAAGGUCAAAUUCCACCUUCUUUAACUACUGAUCCUGAAGCAACUGCAAAAUUUUUACAACAAGCUAUGCAAACCGUUAUGGAACCUUUGAUAACAGCACAAACAUCGAACAAUAAUAAUAAUACAAAUGAAGAUGACAAUAAUGAUGAACAAACUGAAAAUGAACUUGAAUCAGAAAAUUUAGUUAUUGUUAAAGACGAAACAAACGAAUAUUAG
Molecule: messenger RNA, 1728 nt
Organism: Rotaria sordida
Lineage: Eukaryota; Metazoa; Rotifera; Eurotatoria; Philodinida; Philodinidae
Source: the annotation of a GenBank genome assembly